AUCAGGGUCAGGCAGGACAACAUUUCCCGCAAAAACAGCUAGCAGUGUACAACGAUGAACAAGUUCGCGACCGUUCUGGUGCUGGCCAGCAUCUGCCUGGCGGGCGUUUCGGCCCAGUGCCCGCGCAUCGUGACCCGCGCCCAGUGGGGAGCCCGUGCCGCCAGCACCGCCCAGCUGCCGAUCCGUCCGGCCCCGUGGGUCGUGAUGCACCAUACGGCCGGUGCGUCCUGCACGACCGAUGCGGCCUGCGCCCAGCAGAUGCGCAACAUCCAGUCCUUCCACAUGGACGGCAACGGCUGGGCUGACAUUGGCUACAACUUCCUGGUCGGUGAGAACGGUGCGGCGUACGAGGGACGCGGCUGGGGACGCCAGGGCGCGCACGCUCCCGGCUACAACGAUCGCUCGGUCGGCAUGGGCGUGAUCGGCACGUUCACCAACGUCAUCCCGAAUGCGGCCGCCCGUACCGCAGCCCGUAACCUGAUCACCUGCGGUGUGUCGCUCGGCCACAUUGCCUCGAACUACUGGCUGAUUGGACAUCGUCAGGCCGUCGCCACCGCCUGCCCGGGCAAUGCGUUCUUCAACGAGAUCCGCACCUGGCCGCGCUUCAACCCGAACGUGUAAAAGUUGUAUUUAUGGAAGACUGUUUUGGUUGUUUAAUAUAGAAUGGCAUAAGUGCA
Messenger RNA from Anopheles merus, 677 nucleotides. Its product is annotated as peptidoglycan-recognition protein SC2-like. The record is from RefSeq and is a predicted model, not a curated record. The transcript has a single exon. Gene Ontology annotation, biological process: peptidoglycan catabolic process; innate immune response. Bases 55 to 621 code for a protein of 188 amino acids. NCBI's taxonomy places the organism in Eukaryota, Metazoa, Arthropoda, Insecta, Diptera, Culicidae. Gene Ontology annotation, molecular function: N-acetylmuramoyl-L-alanine amidase activity; zinc ion binding; peptidoglycan binding.